Molecule: messenger RNA, 495 nt
Organism: Closterium sp. Naga37s-1
Lineage: Eukaryota; Viridiplantae; Streptophyta; Zygnematophyceae; Desmidiales; Closteriaceae
Source: the annotation of a GenBank genome assembly
AUGCUGACAGAAAACGAUUCUCAGAUCAGCGACUGUUACUAUGUCGUCACUAUGAGACUCGCGCAAGCGCACUUCAAGAGCGUCUACAAAUCAGUGUUCUUCUUGUGCGACGCUGUGCCUCCACUUGCGAAUAGCCUUCAGGUUCAAACACAGAAGCGAGCGAGCUUCGAGCUGCAGCAGUUUCUGGAGCAGGAGAAGCAGAAGGCGAUGCUGAACGAGCUGGUGGCGAAGCUCACGGAGGUGUGCUGGGACAAGUGCGUCACUGCCGCGCCGGGAACCAAGUUUAGCGGAUCGGAGUCUUCCUGCCUAACUCCUCUUCGCUCUUUACCCUCCCCGUUCCAUGAGCACGCACCUCUCCCCCGCCUUAUCCCCGCUCCUCUCCUCUCUCUCUUACCCUCAUUUCACCCUCCCUUUCGCCACCCUCUCUCCCUCCCUCCCUCUCUCCCUCACUCGCCUUCCUAUUUUCCUCCACCUUUCCCCACCUCCCGUACUUGA